Iphiclides podalirius (scarce swallowtail) is the source of this 276-nucleotide messenger RNA. Lineage: Eukaryota; Metazoa; Arthropoda; Insecta; Lepidoptera; Papilionidae. The record is from the annotation of a GenBank genome assembly.
AUGGUUGCAAUUAUGGUAGAGGAGGGAAGAGAACGAGAAAUACACUAUGCUUGCACGAAAGACAUUCGUAAGACUUUGGAGACCUGGAAGAUACGAAAGAACCAGGAGAUAGAAGAUAUGGUGUCUGAGCCCAACAUUAUGGGCGAGACUAAAACCGCGAGACUCCGCUGGCUUGGGCAGCUGGAACGAAUGAUGAAACAGGGCAGUGAAGAGAGCCUAUGGUGGACGACCUGGAGGCCGACGGCCGGUUGGGCGGCCAAGACACCGCUGGAAGGA